CAGAAUAAUUCGAGCUCGAAAGAUAUGCUUAAAAUUGAAUUUCAUAAUCAUAUUUUAGAGAGAGAGAGAGAGCCAGAAAAAGAAACGGCAGUUGUAGUUAUAGGGUUUCUUCUUUUCUAGAUCGGGAUCAAUAGGAGGAGCUGCAGCUUCAACCAAGAAUCAUCGUCUAAAUCCCACUGGAUCUACUUUCAGCAAUCUUGUGUUUGUUGAGAAAAAAGAGCAGGGAAUGCUGAAAGAUGUGCCUCUGCGUUCCGAGGAUCAUCUCUAAAGCCCGUGAAAUUGUGGGUAUAAUAGAGCUCCCAUUCUUCGUCCUUGAUGAGACUGGAUGUUUGAAUUGCGUUCCCCCUAUAUUAUGUGCCCCGGUGCACCGUGAGCUUGCUACUUGUUAUGGGGCGCCUGUUGUGUUAAUGCAUGAUCUUUGUGAAGACGGUUGAGUUUCUUUAUAAUUUCUGCUUGGUAAAUCACUCUUAUUAGCUGGAGAGUAUUAUAGUGUAGCACGUUUUGUAGCUUGGCAUGGAACAUAAACCGAGUGUGCUGACACAAAAGUAUGAGUUGGGGAGACUACUAGGCCAAGGCACCUUUGCAAAGGUUUAUUAUGGGAGAUGCAUUAGAACUAGCCAGAGUGUGGCCAUCAAAGUAAUAGACAAAGAUAAGGUUUUGAAGGUUGGUCUGAUGGAUCAAAUCAAGCGAGAGAUAUCUGUCAUGAGAAUUGUUAGACACCCUAACAUUGUGCAGCUGUAUGAGGUAAUGGCCACCAAAAGUAAGAUUUACUUUGUCAUGGAAUAUGCUAAAGGUGGUGAACUGUUUAACAAGGUGGCUAAAGGAAGGUUAAAGGAGGAUGUUGCAAGGAAGUAUUUUAUACAGCUUAUUAAUGCUGUUGAUUUCUGCCACAGUAGGGGUGUUUAUCACCGGGAUAUAAAGCCUGAGAAUCUAUUGUUGGAUGAGAAUGAGGAUUUGAAGAUCACUGAUUUUGGGUUGAGUGCCCUUGCUGAAUCCAAGCGACAGGACGGGCUACUCCACACCACUUGUGGCACUCCCGCGUAUGUUGCUCCUGAAGUUAUCAACAGGAAAGGCUAUGAUGGGGCGAAGGCUGACAUUUGGUCUUGUGGAGUUGUCUUAUAUGUCUUGUUGGCAGGAUAUCUCCCUUUUCAUGAUUCUAAUUUGAUGGAACUGUAUAGGAAAAUUGGCAAAGCUGAGUUUAAAUGCCCUAAUUGGUUUCCAUCUGAAGUACGUAGAUUACUGUCCAAGAUUUUGGAUCCAAACCCCAAUACCAGGGUUUCUAUAGCUAAGAUCAAGGAAAGUUCGUGGUUCAGGAAAGGAUUGAGCUCCAAACAGAGUAAACCCGAAUCAGAAAGCAGGGAUGUUACUUGCUCAAAUACGAAAGCUUCUGGUCCUUCUGAGAAUUGCAGUGUGGCUCCUGAGGCAAAAGAAGAAUUAAUCAGACAUUCAAAUUUAAAUGCUUUUGAUAUCAUUUCCCUUUCUGCUGGGUUUGAUCUUUCUGGGUUAUUUGAGGAGGAUUACUUGCAGAAGGAAGCUAGAUUUACUUCCACACAACCUGCCUCUGUCAUUCUCUCUAAAUUGGAAGAUGCAGCAAAGUGUCUCAACCUGAAGGUGACGAAGAAGGAUGAAGGUUUGUUGAAAAUGGAAGGAGUGAAUGAAGGUAGAAAGGGGAUAUUGUCCAUAGACACUGAGAUCUUUGAAGUCACGCCCACUUUUCAUUUGGUGGAGAUGAAGAAAUCCCAUGGAGAUACAUUGGAGUAUCAGAAAAUUUUGAAAGAAGAAAUAAGGCCUGCUCUCAAAGAUAUUGUUUGGGUUUGGCAAGGUGGGCAAGAACAUCUGCAGCCCCAGCAACAGUAACAGCCAGCUAUAUCUGCAGAAAGUUUUCUUAGAAUUUUAUGGCAUUGUCAAUUCUCUCUGUACGUUUGCAUGUCUGUAAAUUUUCAUAUGUUACUCAUCUUCAAACCUGUGUGCUACGUAUAUGCUUCUUUUUGUUAUGUUGUUAAUUGUGACUUUUGUGCCCAUGACUGCCAAUCUAUGGAAAUAAUAUUUGUCUUUAUUUUGUUGUA
Molecule: messenger RNA, 2066 nt
Organism: Tripterygium wilfordii
Lineage: Eukaryota; Viridiplantae; Streptophyta; Magnoliopsida; Celastrales; Celastraceae
Product: CBL-interacting serine/threonine-protein kinase 10-like
Exons: 2
Coding region: 514-1857 (447 amino acids)
Biological process (GO): protein phosphorylation; signal transduction
Molecular function (GO): ATP binding; protein kinase activity
Source: RefSeq, a predicted model, not a curated record